Cucurbita pepo subsp. pepo (vegetable marrow) is the source of this 2147-nucleotide messenger RNA. Its product is annotated as pollen receptor-like kinase 4. The record is from RefSeq and is a predicted model, not a curated record. Gene Ontology annotation, biological process: protein phosphorylation. Gene Ontology annotation, molecular function: ATP binding; protein kinase activity; protein binding. Lineage: Eukaryota; Viridiplantae; Streptophyta; Magnoliopsida; Cucurbitales; Cucurbitaceae.
AAAAUGGUCCCCAAAUUAAUGUGCCUCCACAUUGAAGGGCCUUCUUCUAUCUAGCUUCCCAUGAAUUCUCCACCAACGCCUAGGUGAGUGUGUAUGUUAUUAAUUCAGAGCCACGUUGGGUGGUUCAGUUUUGAAGGCCAAUGCGUACGGGCGUGCGCGUGGCGGGGCUUAUGCGUGCACCCGCCCCAACCAUCAGCGCCGCUUUCCUCUUCCUCCCCUUAUGCAUAAUGGUCGUCUUGUCGGCUUCCGAUGCCGAAACUCUCCUUCAAUUCAAGCGCUCUUUGACCUCCACCACCUCUCUUCGCAGCUGGGACCCCUCUGUUCCUCCUUGCGACAACCGCAAGGCUAACUGGGCGGGUGUGCUUUGUAUGAAUGGCUAUAUUAAGGGUCUGCGGCUCGAGAAUAUGGGGCUUAAGGGCGAGGUUGAUGUGAAUCCCCUCGUUUCUUUGACUCAUUUGCGCACCCUCAGCUUCAUGAACAACACCUUGGUUGGGCCUUGGCCUAGUGUUAUAAGCAAACUAGGCAAUCUACGAUCUGUUUAUCUCUCCUAUAACCAUUUUUCUGGAGAAAUCCCAGACGAUGCCUUUACUAGUAUGAAAUUUUUGAAGAAAGUGUUUUUGACCAAUAAUGAAUUCAAGGGGCAAAUUCCCUUAUCUCUCGCUUCCGUGUCUACGCUUAUGGAGUUGAGACUUGAUGGAAACAAAUUCAGAGGCCAAGUCCCCCACCUUGAAAUGGAUACUUUGAAGAAACUUAAUGUUUCCAACAAUGAGUUGAGGGGCCCCAUACCUAGAAGCUUAAGCCAUAUGGAUCCUACCUGUUUUUCAGGUAACAGUGAUUUGUGUGGAGAUCCUCUUCCAGCAUGCGAGAUAUCCCAGUUGUCACCCUCAGGGCUGCUGAAAAUUGCGGUGAUACUGAUAGUUUUGGGGGUGACAUUAGCAGUGACAGCUGCAAUUUUCAUCAUUUUGGUUUUAAGGAAGCAUCCAGCAGGAGGCAGUAUUGAAGAGGAGAACAAGCCAGCGGAGAGUGCAUACAGAUCCACACAGUCGUCGUCGGUGGCACCGGCUCCGAAGAGGGGGGCAGAGCAUGGCAAACUGUUGUUCGUGAGGAAUGACCGGGAGAGGUUCGACUUACAGGAUCUGCUCCGAGCGUCCGCCGAAGUAUUAGGGAGUGGCUCAUUUGGGUCUUCCUACAAAGCAACUGUUCUCUGUGGUGCGGUGGUGGUGAAGCGAUACAAGCACAUGAACAACGCGGGAAGAGAGGAGUUUCAUGAGUACAUGAGAAGGCUAGGCAGGUUGACGCAUCCAAAUCUACUGCCCCUGGUUGCCUAUUAUUACAGGAAGGAAGAGAAGCUCUUGGUUUUCGACUUUGUAGACAACGGCAGUUUGGCAAGCCAUCUGCACGGGAACCACAACUUGGAGGAGCCAGGCCUGGAUUGGGGCGCCAGGUUGAAGAUCAUCAAAGGGAUAGCAAGAGGGUUGUGUUACCUCUACACCUCCCUGCCCAACAUAGCAGCACCCCAUGGCCAUCUCAAAUCUUCAAACGUGCUGCUAGACGAGUCGUUUGAACCUCUGCUCACGGAUUACGGCCUAAUCCCGGUAGCCAACCUUGAGCACAGCCAAACACUGAUGAUGGCCUACAAAUCUCCGGAGUAUGCGCAGUUGGGGCGCAUAACCAAGAAGAGCGACGUGUGGAGCUUAGGAAUUGUGAUACUGGAGAUGUUGACAGGUAGGUUCCCAGAGAACUACCUCACCAGAAAUCAUGACAUCAAAGCAGACCUGGCCAGUUGGGUGAACAACAUGAUAAAGGAAAAGAAGACUGCACAAGUGUUCGAUGCAGAGCUGGGGAGAGCCAGGGAGAGCAACAAAGGCGAACUGUUGAAGAUGCUGAAGAUUGGGUUGAGUUGCUGUGAGGACGAUGUGGAUAGAAGGUCGGACUUGAAUGAGAUAGUAAAACAAAUUGAAGAGCUGAAGGAGGGAGAGUUGAGUGAUGAUGGAGUUGACUUCUCCCCACACUAAAAUUUGUGUUUCAUCACCUUUAUUUUCUUCAAUCCCCACUGCAAUCGCCUACUUCAACUCAAAUCUUGCCUGCCUCUACUUUUAUUUGCGAGGCUGAAAACAAUGAACAUAAAUAUACUUCCUUUCCCUCUC